AGUCGGCGGAUGUGACUCUGGAUAAUUAGACCUAAAAACGGAAUUACUCUUCAACCGAUUUCACCGUGUGUGGGCGGCUCAGAAAAGUGUCUGUGACAAGGACUUUCAUGUGGAUAUAUUUAAAAAACAUUUACUUAAAAUAAAGUGAAACAAUAUGUUUGUGGAAAAAGUGCUGGAACGCGCCACUAGGUUGGAGCUCUGCUCGAUCCUGAUCCUCCUGGUGGUCAGCCUGAGUAUCUAUACCUUCUACGCCACCCUCAACACGUAUCUGAGAUCGGUGCUUCUAUCCCUGAAGCUCACGGGUCCUCCAUCGCUGCCAUUUUUGGGCAACUGCCUGCUCGUUACGGAUAAAGACUUAAUGAGAAAAUGCGCAGGCAAAGCCUUUCAUCUUUAUGGCUCUCUAGUGCGGAUUUGGGUGCUCCUCUUCCCGUUUUUUGCCGUUCUCGAGCCGGAGGACUUGCAGAUGGUGCUCUCAUCCAAGAAGCACACCAACAAGGUCUUUUUCUACCGGCUGUUGCACAACUUUCUUGGCGAUGGCUUGAUAACCAGUAGUGGCUCCAAGUGGAGCAAUCAUCGUCGGCUCAUCCAGCCAGCCUUCCAUCACAAUCUGCUGGAGAAGUUUAUUGACACCUUCGUGGAUGCCUCACAGUCGCUUUACGAGAACUUGGAUGCUUCUGCUGAAGGCACAGAGAUCAACAUUGCCACUUAUGUGAACAGUUGCGUGCUGGACAUACUUAAUGAGGCCGUUUUGGGUGUGCCCAUCAGGAGGAGGGGUGACGACAUGGUCAACAUGGAGGAGUCACCUUUCCGCCAGGGCAAGCUCAUGAUGCCAACUCGGUUUACCCAGCCCUGGCUGCUGCUCGACGGGAUCUACCACUGGACCAAGAUGGCCAACGAUGAGCUGAACCAGAAGAAGCGCCUCAACGACUUCACCCGCAAAAUGAUCCAGCGACGUCGCCAGAUCCAGAACAACAACAACGGCAAUGGCGAGCGAAAGUGCCUUUUGGACCACAUGAUCGAGAUCUGCGAGAGUAAUCCGGACUUCACGGAGGAGGACAUUGUGAACGAGGCCUGCACCUUCAUGCUGGCUGGCCAGGAUUCGGUGGGGGCCGCCAUGGCCUUCACCCUCUUCCUGCUGACCCAGAACCCAGAAUGCCAGGAGCGAUGUACCCAGGAGCUGGAGAUCAUCUUCAAGGGGAGUGAUCGCGCCCCCUCGAUGGGUGACCUCCACGAGAUGCGGUACAUGGAAAUGUGCAUCAAGGAGGCACUGCGUCUGUAUCCCAGUGUCCCACUGAUUGCCCGCAAACUGGGUGAGGAGGUUCGUCUGGCCAAUCACACUUUGCCCGCGGGCAGCAAUGUCUUUAUAUGCCCCUAUGCCACCCAUCGUCUGGCCCACAUCUAUCCCGAUCCGGAGAAGUUCCAACCGGAGAGGUUCUCGCCGGAGAACUCGGAGAAGCGCCAUCCCUACGCCUUUAUCCCGUUUAGCGCCGGACCGAGGUACUGCAUUGGCAAUAGGUUCGCCAUCAUGGAAAUCAAGACGGUUGUUUCGAGGCUGCUCCGGAGUUUCCAGUUGCUCCCGGUUCCGGGCAAGACCACCGUUGCACCCACCUUCCGAAUCACUUUGAGAGCCUCCGGUGGACUGUGGGUGCACCUCCAGCCACGCGAUCAUCCGCUCAAGGAUCACUGAUCCCAGAGAUCCCCCGUUUUCGUUACACAUUAACUUUAAUUAGUAUGGUAAAUAUGUAUAUAAAUCGAUACAAUAAUUUAAA
Drosophila elegans is the source of this 1769-nucleotide messenger RNA. It is a transcript of the gene Cyp4aa1, whose product is annotated as probable cytochrome P450 4aa1. The record is from RefSeq and is a predicted model, not a curated record. The transcript has 4 exons. Gene Ontology annotation, molecular function: monooxygenase activity; heme binding; iron ion binding. NCBI's taxonomy places the organism in Eukaryota, Metazoa, Arthropoda, Insecta, Diptera, Drosophilidae. Bases 155 to 1687 code for a protein of 510 amino acids.